UUGGAUAACGUAAUGUGCGGUAAUACAUUUAGCAUUAUAUUGCUGUUAUGUUAUAUUUUAUGUCAAGCACAAAAUUUAUUCGACAUGAAUGCUGAUAAUUUUUUUGAUAUUGUUAUGAAAGAGGUAGAGCAAAAUAAGAGAAGUAAUAACUACAGUCUAGAUCUUCCUCAUAAAAAUAAUUUAGGAAAUAUUUCCGACUUCAUAAAUGAUUCUAAUGGAAAUAUUGUUAUUACAAAUGAAACUUUGAAAAACAAUGCAUUUCUAAUAACCACUGAAGCAAAUGUACAUGUUGUAACACAACAUAGUGUAGCUAAAAAAAAGAUAUCACAGUCUCUAAUGAAAAAAAUAAAAGCUAGAAAAUUACAGAGAGAAAUUAAUAGGUUAUUGGAAAAAAAUAAUACAAUUCCAGAUUUCAAGAAUAAUUACGAUGACCCUUCAACUAUAACUGAAAAGUUUGACAAAAUUCAAGCAACACCGGUACAGAAGGCGGCACUGAGAGAGUAUUACUUCGACCUCUUUAAAAGACCCACAGUUUUUAGGAAAAAGAAAAAGACGGUGAUGCUGAUGGAACAAUACAUUUAUGCAACGAGAUACAAACUGUCAUACGUUCAGAAAAUGAGAGAUAAAUACCGGAACGACGGGGAGUACAAAAUCGGAUUUUGUUUCGCGUUACUGAGGCAUCUGAAGAUGGAACAAAUGCUGAUAUAUAAUGCUAUACAUAAAAAUCAAAAGCUGGUCUCUAAUGUAUACUUUCACUUGAAACUGUAUGAGAAAGCGCUUCGAUUGGAUGUGGAUAUAAAAGAUUUAAUAAAUGUAAUAAAGGAUUUAGACCACAAGACUAAAUCGAAGAAGGAUUGAAAGUACAAAGAGGAAUACUAUCGAUAAAGUGUAUAUGAUAAAACAUUGACUUUCUUUUAGCAUAAACGUACAGCACGGUCUCAGCGAUGUAUUCUCCCAUGAACUUUCAGGUUAUGGAAUGAAUUCCCUGUCGCAAUUUUCCAAAAGUCUACAAGAUGGGGUUCUUGAAAAUGGAUUUAUUAAGGUUUUUUCAGGGUCGGCAACGCACACGUGACAACCCUAGAAUUGCAAGCAUAGGCUACAGUGACCGUUUACUAUCGGACGGGCUGUAAAAAAAUCACCAUUCCUUGUUUGAAGUUGAUUGAAAAACCGUCUAUAUAGAUGACAAAGCUACUAUGUAUGGUAGGUAUGCAGUAUAUACACGGCUAUUAAAAAUCACAGUUUCGCUAAAAAAAACAACGACCGGAAAAAAUAGUCGCAACAAUAGCUCGGCGGCAAACGUUAUUCGUCUAUAUUCGUUUGUACAGCCACGCCUAGGGUUGCCAAUUCAAUUAAAAAUUAUAUUAUAUUUGCUUAGUCCACUAGUUUUGCUCUUAAUUUAUUUUGACCUCUAUUUAAUGGCAAAGUUCAAAUCGGACGGUUUCUGUUCUAUUCAAGUGACCUUUGUAUCAAUUAUUUGUUUUUGUUUUAUCCUACUGUCGAAUA
Molecule: messenger RNA, 1503 nt
Organism: Galleria mellonella (greater wax moth)
Lineage: Eukaryota; Metazoa; Arthropoda; Insecta; Lepidoptera; Pyralidae
Exons: 2
Coding region: 13-858 (281 amino acids)
Source: RefSeq, a predicted model, not a curated record